Molecule: messenger RNA, 2176 nt
Organism: Nannospalax galili (Upper Galilee mountains blind mole rat)
Lineage: Eukaryota; Metazoa; Chordata; Mammalia; Rodentia; Spalacidae
Product: glutathione S-transferase kappa 1
Exons: 8
Coding region: 84-764 (226 amino acids)
Biological process (GO): glutathione metabolic process
Cellular component (GO): peroxisome; mitochondrion
Molecular function (GO): glutathione transferase activity; glutathione peroxidase activity
Source: RefSeq, a predicted model, not a curated record
UGCUGGAGGUGUGUGCACGCAGCUCCGCCUCCACUGCUCAGACCCGGCUUCCUUUGCCCUCACUCCACACCCUCCUCUGCAUCAUGGGGCCUGGGCCGCGCACCCUGGAGCUCUUCUACGACGUGCUGUCCCCCUACUCCUGGCUGGGCUUUGAGGUUCUAUGCAGAUACCAGCACCUCUGGAACAUCCAGCUGCAGCUGCGGCCAGCCUUCUUGGGAGGGAUCAUUAAAGACAGUGGAAACAGGCCUCCAGCUUUGGUUCCCCGCAAAGCCCAGUACAUGGCAAAUGAGAUUCCUCUCCUGAAACAGCAUUUCCACAUCCCCAUCCACAUGCCCAAGGACUUCUUUGGUGUGCUUCUUAAAAAAGGAAGUGUAAAUGCCAUGCGCUUCCUCACCACUGUGAGCAUGGAGCAACCAGAGAUGCUGGAGAAGGUGUCAAGGGAACUCUGGAUGCGAGUGUGGUCUCGAGAUGAAGAUAUUGCUGAGCCCCAGAGCAUCCUCGCUGCUGCAGAGAAGGCAGGUUUGUCCGCAGAGCAAGCCCGAAGCUUUCUGGAGAAAAUCUCCACAGCACAGGUGAAGAACAAGCUCAAGGAGACCACUGAUGCAGCCUGCACAUAUGGGGCCUUUGGGCUGCCCACCACUGUGGCCCACGUGGAUGGUAAAACCUACAUGCUGUUUGGCUCUGACCGCAUGGAGAUGUUAGCUUACCUGCUGGGAGAAAAGUGGAUGGGCCCUGUGCCUCCAACCCUGAAUACUGGACUUUGAGAUUGCCUGAGGAAGUAAAGCAUUGGUGUAAAUGAGCAGGCACCCGCCUAUCCCUUCUCCUUUAAACCAUACUUUGUACCUAGCAAGUUUACAUAUUAAAUAACAGCAUCUAAAUUAAUUUAAUAUAGUUUUACAGAGAAGAUAAAAGAUGGAAAUUUUAGUUUACACCUUGUCCAAAACAAUUUUCAUAUCACUUUUUCUAAGUGGCUUAAUAUCAUAAAUAUUUUCAGUGGCUAUUAAUGUCUAAUUCUUAUUGUGCUAAUGGUCAAUGGAAUUAUAAAGAAAUCCCACCUUACAUAAUUCCUGCGUCAAAGAGAUGACAUAUAUUGGUUUCUUGUGGAGUCCCUAAAUAGUUCCGGCUUCCUUAAUAAAGGAAAAGCUUUGUCCUUUUCCCUACAUUCCAUGUUCCUCAACAUUUUCGUGCCUCUCUUGGCCCCCUUUCUAAAUUUCAGACUGUCUACACUGCAUUAGUCACUCUUCUGUUGCCGUGAUAAGAUAUCAUGACCAAAAGCAACUUAGAGGAGUGUAUUUUGGUUCAUAGUUGCAGAGGUAGAUUCAUAACGGCAUGCCGACGGCCAGCCAGAGCAAGAAGCUAAGCAAUCACAGCUUCCCGAGAGAUCACACAGGAAGCAGACAGAGCGAGCAGGAAGUGGUGCAGAGCUACAAGCCCUCAAACUCCACCCCGUGUGCCCACCUCAUUCAUUUCCUCUAGAAAGGCUGCACUUCCUCAAAUAGUGCCUCCAACUCGGAACCAAGUGUUCAAAAUACAUGAACCCAUGAGAGACAAUUUUUCAUUGAAACCACACCAUCCACAUUUACACACACACACACACACACACAUAUAUGCAUUAUAGGCUGGGAUCCACAUAGGAGCAAGAGCAUGCAAACAGAUUUCUUUCUGAGUUCGGGACCUGCUUUCCAGGUCUGCCAAUUUUCCUGAAAAUGUCGUGAUUUCAUUUUAUCACUGAAUAAUAUUCCAUUUUGUAUAUGUGCUACAUUUUCAUUAUUUGUUUAUCUGUUUAUGGGCAUCUAAGCUGGUUCCAUUUCCUUGCUAUCAUGAAUUUAACAGCAGUGAACAUGGAUGUGUAAAUGUCUCUGUAGUGGGAUAUGGAAUCCUUUGGGUAUAUGCUGAGGAGUGGACUAGCUGGGUCACGUGGUAACUAUUCUUUAUUUUUUGAGGAAGCCCUAAACUGAUAUCCUCAAUGGCUGCAUUAAUCUACACUCCUAACUGCUCUGAAUAAGCGUUCCUCUUUUUCCAAAUCCUCUCCAACACUUGUUAUCAGAGCUCCUGCUGAUAGUCGUUCUGACUGGGGUGAGGUGCUAUCAGAGUAGUUUUCACUUACAUAUUCCAGAUGUCUAGGAGUGUUGAACACUUUUUAAAAUACUCACCAUUAAACUUCUUUUGGAAAUCA